Molecule: messenger RNA, 1650 nt
Organism: Dovyalis caffra
Lineage: Eukaryota; Viridiplantae; Streptophyta; Magnoliopsida; Malpighiales; Salicaceae
Source: the annotation of a GenBank genome assembly
AUGGGGGCCUGUGUGUCAACUCCAGAGGGGUGUGUAGGUGGCAGAUUGAGGUCUUCAAAAAAGAUGAAGAUACGCAGGAAAGGCAAGAGAUGUACUUCUGUCAAGAGAAGAUCAGUGCCGCCAUCUAGAACAUUAUCUGAUGGCAAGUCUGAUGGCCCUUCUGCUACUGCUCCUCCUCUUCAUCUUCCUUCCUUCACCAACCCCACUUUUCACGCAGGAAGCAUUGAGGAGGCAUGGUUUGACUCAGCUGCUAUAUUUGAGUCUGAUUGUGACGAAGAUUUUGAAAGUGUUCCAGAUGAUAUCUUAUCUCUAAAUGGACUUGAAGGUGUAUCACUGUCAAGUAUUGCAUCUGGCAGAGUUGCCAAUCAUGGAGACUGUAUUGUCAAUAUGCAGCAUUCCUCCUCCACUGAUCAGAUGCUGAAGGCAGGGGGUUUGUCUGCAGGAAAUUCCACAGAUGACUCUGUUAGUGAGGUUACUAAACAAACAAAUAUUCAGGUCCUCCAUCCAGGUUAUGUUGAUUCCCUAUCCAAAUCUGAUGGAAUUUCAAAUGAAGUAAAGCAACCUGUGUUCCUUGAUGAAAUCACCUCAGUGGAUGAAAAUGCUGCUGAAGAAGGAUUAUUAGACAAUUGUGGAAUUCUUCCAGGCAAUUGUUUACCUUGUCUUGCUUCAACCGUCCCAUCUGUUGAAAAGAGAAGAUCGCUAAGCUCCAGUCCGCCAAGCGCAAGGAAAAAGGGUGCCUUAAAACUACCAUUCAAGUGGAAGGAAGGGCAUUCUAGUAACACUUUAUUUUCUUCAAAGAUGAUUCUGCAUAGACCAAUAGCAGGUUCCCAAGUACCCUUUUGCCCUAUGGAAAAGAAAAUGCUUGAUUGUUGGUCACAUAUUGAGCCAUGCAGUUUCAAAGUUCGAGGACAGAAUUAUUUCAGGGAGAAGAAGAAGGAAUUUGCUUCUAACUGUGCUGCAUAUUAUCCCUUUGGUGUUGAUGUAUUCUUAUCUCCACGAAAAAUUGAUCAUAUAGCUCGGUUUGUGGACCUCCCUGUUAUCAACUCUGCUGGGAAUGUCCCACCUAUACUUGUUGUAAAUGUUCAGGUUCCAUUGUAUCCUGCUGCAAUUUUUCAGAAUGAAAUUGACGGAGAAGGAACAAAUUUUGUUUUGUAUUUUAAGCUUUCUGAUAGUUACUCAAAGGAAAUUCCAACCCACUUUCAAGAAAGUAUCAGACGAUUAAUUGAUGAUGAAGUUGAAAAAGUCAAAGGGUUUCCUCUAGAUACAAUUGCACCCUUUCGAGAAAGGUUGAAGAUAUUGGGCCGUGUUGUAAAUGUGGAAGAUCUUCAUUUAAGUGCUGCAGAAAGGAAGCUCAUGCAGGCUUACAAUGAGAAACCUGUUCUUUCACGUCCUCAACAUGAGUUUUACUUGGGACAUAAUUACUUCGAGAUUGACAUCGAUAUGCAUAGGUUUGGUUAUAUCUCUAGGAAAGGUUUUGAAGCAUUCCUAGACAGGCUUAAAAUUUGUGUGUUAGAUGUUGGCCUCACAAUUCAGGGGAACAAAGUUGAAGAGUUGCCAGAGCAGAUCUUGUGUUGUAUAAGAUUAAAUGGAAUUGAUUACAUGAAGUACCACCAGUUGGGGUUAAAUCAAGAGCCCUUUGAAAGUGGUUAA